AUGACGCUGUCAUCAAGCAGCUACAAGCCUCCAAGUGUGACCUGCCUCCUCCUGCCUUCUGAAGCAAAGCCUGGUGAGGCCUGCAGCAGGAACCAUGAUCAGAUCCACAGCCCUGAGAAGCCUGCCUCUAAAGCCCUGCAGGGCAGGGACACAACUCAGGACCUGGGGCCACCAUCGCAGCCCCCUGAGUCUUCAGAUUCCCUCGCCGAGAGUAGCUUUUCUGAACCACCCACCAUCUAUGUGGAUUGGGUAGAAGAUACAAAGGAGGAGGAAAACUCUUCUGAGGAAGACAUCUUUGAAUGCCUCAACCGAGACACACAAGUGCAGGCUUGGAGGGCUCCACGUGUGACUGCCAUUAUGGUGCCAAACUACACAUCAGUGUCUGAAUUCAUCCUCGUGGGCUUCUCUUCUUUCCCCCGUUUUCAGCUCAUUUUCUUCAUGCUGUUCCUGCUGAUGUAUCUGUUCACCCUGCUGGGGAACCUGCUCAUCAUGGCCACCAUCUGGAGUGAACACAGCCUACAUACACCCAUGUACUUCUUCCUUUGUGCCCUUUCCAUAUCUGAGAUUCUGUACACCUUUGCCAUCAUCCCACGCAUGCUGGGAGAUCUGCUCUUCCCCCACAGCUCCUCCAUCACUUUUAUGGCUUGUGCUAGCCAGAUGUUCUUCUCCUUCAUGUUUGGUUUCACUCACUCUUUCCUGCUCACUGUCAUGGGCUAUGACCGCUAUGUUGCCAUUUGUCAGCCCCUGCGCUACAAUGUGCUCAUGAGACCCCAUGGCUGUGCCUGCCUGGUAGCCUGGUCUUGGGCUGGCGGCUCAGUCAUUGGUAUGGUGGUGACAAUGUCUGUAUUCCAUCUGACUUUCUGUGGAUCCAAUGUGAUCCACCACUUCUUCUGUCAUGUACCACCUUUACUGAAGUUGGCUUGUGGACAUGAGGCGCUGGUAGUUGCCAAGAGUAUGGGCCUGAUGUGCAUCACAGCUCUAUUGGGCUGCUUCUUCCUCAUCCUUCUAUCCUAUGUCUUCAUUGUAACCACUAUCUUGAAAAUACCAUCGAUUGCAGGUCAGUACAAAGCCUUCUCCACCUGUGCGUCCCACCUUACUGUGGUGGUUGUGCAUUAUGGCUUUGCCUCUGUCAUCUACCUCAAGCCCAAUGGCUCACAGUCUCUGGAAGGAGACUCUCUGAUGGGCAUAACCUACACAGUCCUCACUCCCUUCCUCAGCCCUAUCAUCUUCAGCCUUAGGAACAAGGAGCUGAAGAUUGCCAUGAAGAAAAGCUUCUUCAACAAACUCUUUCCCCAGAACUCCUAA
Messenger RNA from Ochotona curzoniae (black-lipped pika), 1305 nucleotides. Its product is annotated as olfactory receptor 10H1-like. Gene Ontology annotation, molecular function: G protein-coupled receptor activity; olfactory receptor activity. NCBI's taxonomy places the organism in Eukaryota, Metazoa, Chordata, Mammalia, Lagomorpha, Ochotonidae. The coding region runs from base 1 to 1305 and encodes 434 amino acids. Gene Ontology annotation, cellular component: membrane. Gene Ontology annotation, biological process: G protein-coupled receptor signaling pathway. The transcript is spliced from 3 exons. The record is from RefSeq and is a predicted model, not a curated record.